CUCGGAUGGCGCGGAGGUUAUGUUGACACGCGCGCGCUCGCAUAAUCUUGACCGCGAGAUUGGUUCUCGUGGUUCUUAGUGCGUCAAGUUUGCCGAGGUUCCUCGCGCGUUGACGGUGCGUGUCCCGGGGUUCGCGCGCCGUCGAUGACGUCGGGAUCGAUCGGUUAGCGGAGGCGAUGACUGGUGAUGACUCCAGGUUGGCAGCAGUGCUGAUAUUGGCGAGCGAGACAAGUGCCGUACGGACCAAACGCUUCGCGCUUCCGUUACAUUUUAUUUGUGUGUGGUGUGGCCGUGCUGUGCGCGGGGAGGAAACGGAAGAGGGAGGGGGGGAGGGAGAGAGAGAGAGAGAGAGAGAGGAGAGAAAAGAAAAAAGUGUCAAGAUGCAUGCGCCGCAGCGCUCGUGAGUUGGUUAGGCGGCGCGCGAGGACGAGUAAAAUUCUGCCGUGGCACCGAGGAAGGUGCACCCGCGGUUUCCCCGCCCCUCUCCCCCUCCGCAUGGAAUGUGAGUUAGAUGACGGACUCAAGAUAGUCCUUCCACCUGGUAACAUGUCAGAUGGGGUUGACGGUGGUGGUGGGGAAAACGAGGUAGACUCUCAUUCCUCUUCGCAAGCCGAGGGUGGAGACUCUUCUAAUCACAGAGAGGAAGAGGCGUUAGAUCCCGAUAACGAGGCGGCUCUCAAUACCAAUUACGACAGUAGCGAUGGAGCUGUUCCUGUGUUUAGAUGUGAUAGAUGUGACAAUUAUGAAACUAUAAACAAGACAGCUUUCUCCGCUCAUCAAGAUCAAUGUCUGGCGAGCGGCGAAGCUGGAGAGAGCACUGAAGGCAUAGAAGGGGCAGAAAAUGAUGGGGAUGGGGAGGAGGGCCAUUCGGGGAUCAGGUCUCACAGAAAGAUGUUUGAAUGUGAUGUCUGUAACAUGAAAUUCUCAAAUGGAGCUAAUAUGAGACGACACAAGAUGAGGCAUACUGGUGUGAAACCAUACGAAUGUCGGGUAUGUCAGAAGAGAUUCUUUCGGAAGGACCAUCUCGCAGAACACUUUACAACGCAUUCAAAAACUUUGCCAUACCAUUGCCCGAUAUGUAACCGAGGUUUCCAAAGACAGAUCGCGAUGCGCGCUCACUUUCAGAACGAGCAUGUCGGUCAGCACGAUAUGGUCAAGUCGUGCCCCCUUUGCAAUUAUCGUGCAGCGACCAUGAAAUGCCUUAGGUUGCACUUCUUUAAUAGACAUGGAAUAGAUUUAGAUAAUCCAGGACCAAAUAGCUCUACGUCCAUAAUGAAUAGUUGCACGUCUGGGGAAGCAAUGCCUUCGGCACCUCUGUCCGACAGUGGAGACAGCACUGGCAAUCGUUCGACAGACAAUGCUACGCCUCCAAUGCAUUUUCUUACGCCCCACGUGGAGAUAUCCAUUCCUUACCCUGAACAAGCUGCCAACCAACGAAACCCAAGUCCUGCCCCAUUGAACGGAGACAGUCCCAAUAGUCCACAGAGCGCCGAUAGCAAUAGCAACGCGCCAAGCAGUAGUCAUCAUCAGUUAUCAAUUAAUAGCAGUACCAUUCAUAGGAACGUAGGUGGAGGCGAUGAAGCCAUUACACCUUCGAUCUCCUUGAUACCUAUUAAGCAGGAGCCAAACAGCAACGGUAUGGACGACAACGGGGCGACGUCGAGCAAUCUACCGUUGCCAUCGCUGAUCAAAGUGUCACCGUUAAAGUCGCUGCUGCGCGAUGAUUUGCGCCGUAAGCUCUCCACUAAUUCCACCAAUAAUAACAAUAACAGUAGUAACAACAGUGGUUGUGGUGGCGGCGGCGGCGGCGUUAAUUCUAAUCCACACUCGAGGGGCGAGCCACCCACCUCGACCAGGCCAGAUCCUCGCACGAGCGGCCUUCAGUGCACCCACUGUCGUAUCACGUUUCCGGAUCAGACGUUGUACUUCCUCCACAAAGGUUGUCACAGCGAGAGUAAUCCGUGGAAGUGCAAUAUUUGCGGGGAGCAGUGUUGUAAUCUGUACCAGUUCAACUCGCAUUUACUGAGCAAGAGUCAUCAGUAGCUGAGAGAAGAAAGCAGAGAGAACCUGUGGUUCGAAAUUCGUCUUUCCUCUUUCCGUUUCUUUUAUUUCUUUUCUUUUUCUUCGUUGAACGAAACAAAACGGCAGGAGAUUCGAUACGUAUGCCGUACGUACAUACGUACAUACGUAUGUUCAGUGUUCAUUAGCAUCAAGGUAUAAAUUUUCUGCGACGUGCUUAGACAUACUUUUCGCUAAAAAUAUUUUCAAGAAAUAAAAGAAUGCGCUCGCUGGAAUACGAUGGCGAGUCAAUCUAAUUGUAAAUGAUUCUUAAGAAUUCGAAAGAAGGUAUGUCUGCUCCCUCAGAAAAUAAUGUACAAAGCGCGACAAAUUGUGCCUUUCCUUUAAAAAGAAAGAAAAGGGGGAAAAACGCGAAAAAAAUUGCCAACACACACUCGUCCAUCAUGCUGUUAUAUUGUACGAAUUAUCCGUCCAUAGAGCUUUAUCGAGAUAUUCCGAGCUCUAUCAUUAGUCUUAUUUUAGUAAAAUAAGUAUGAAAAAGCAACGGGGCAUGUUGCAAAUUGCCCUGUCAAUAAUUGCGCGCGCGCGCGCGUGUGUGUAUGUGUGUGUGCACGCAUACAUACACAUAUAGAGCUAUGUCGUACUUUUAUCACAAAAAAGUACAACAUUAAAUUUCAAGUAAAUAGAUAGACUAUUUAGUUGACGCUGUGCGAUUUGGGUUGAAAUAAACGCGACGCCACGGAUAUAGUUUAUUGGAAGUCUAUUUUACAUAGGGGAGAGAGAGAGAGAAAGAGAGAGUGAGGAGAGGGGGGAGAAAAAGCGUAUUUAUUAAAGUUUACUUACACAUCCGUAACGUGUCAGUGCCUGUCCGCUCAGUUCGUGAUUUUCCAUCAGUGUCAGUGAUGAUAAGUAUUAUUUUUUUGAAUGGACAUGUUCACACAUGCAUGUCCAGCACAGUAUUGUGACCGGCACUCUCAAUCUCAGUUUAGUAUCUGUUCAGUAACAUUGUGUUCAUCGUCAAUGAUAUUUUUACUUUUUCACGGACGGAUAACGACAGUUAGUAUUUAUCUGUGGUUCAUUCAAUAUCAAAUCAUUUUUUAGGAUCAGGUUGUGAAUUUGGAUGCAAAUAGAAUAUUAUAUCUAUCGCGUAAUUUUUUAUAUUAACCGGAUGACCUUUUUGGUGUCUAUUUUACCGUAAAGUUAUAUGAUAAAUAAUAUUCUAUUUGCAUUUAAAUUUAAGACUUAAUUUUAAAAAAUUUGCUUGACAUGGAAAGACUAUUGUAAAUUAAAAAAAAUUUUUUGAUAGAAAUUUUCUUUUAUCUUUAAUUAAUUCUUUGUGCAAAGUAACAAACUCUUUUUUUCAUUCAACCUUCUCUUUUUUCCAUUCUUGCAUUAAUUUCCUUUUUUUCGUCUUAUUUUCUUUAUUGUUAUCGUCCAAACUUAUAACAACUAUUGCUAACUGGUCAUCCGUAAAAUGAGCCAUUUGGCAAUCCCUGACAUCAAACUAAUCAAAUUGCACGGAUAUGUCAUUAAAACGUCAUGGAUGUCACUAACAAGGUACUGAUACGGUAUUAACACGUUACGGGUAUGGGUAAAUUGAUCUUAAUUGUUCCAAAAUUAGAUCGUAUAAAAAACAAAAAACUGCAUAUACAAAGUAAAGAAAGAAAAAGAAAGUAUACAUGUGCAGAUUUAAAUUUGAAAGUGGAUAUAUGUGCAUAAAAUUUAUAUAGCAUAAAAGCAUAAAAGCCACAUCGCAAAUAAUCGAAGGUUAUCUUUUAGUGACCGCGCAAUUUAAAUUUCUACACUGUGAAGUGAUUCUGUUGAGACGUUGUGUGUACAAAUUCGGAAGAAUCCGAAGCGUCGCGUUCAUCGAAAGCACAUUAGCGCGGCGAUAUAUCUCGUAUUGAUUCAUGUGGAUACCGUUGGAUCGCGACGCGAUUUGUCGGUAGUGACGUGGUUAUUUCGGAAGAUAUUGCCGCGCGAGUUCUAUCUUCUUUCUCUUUUAGAUAGGGACGUUGUAUCGCACCAGUGAUAAGCCGGUGCAAAACCAUGAAGCGAGAAUGUACAGGACACAAAAGUUAGCCAGGCGUGCGUUAUUAAUUAUUAAUACGACCAGGGAGCAAGUUCGAGAGGUGUGACCUUUUGCCAAAGGCUCGUACAUACCAGGGGCAGGUAUCUUGAUGUCCGUUCACUUUCGCCGAGGUCAUUUCUCUCUGCCUUUCUCACCUUUGAUCCGCGAUAAAUAUUUUAUAUAUAAAUAUUUGUACAGAAAAAAGAUAUUAGAGGAGAGAGAGAAAAAUAUGAAAAGAGGGAAGAAAAUUGAAAUAGCAUAUAUAUGUAUACACGUAGAGUCACGUACAUAUAAACAGACACACACAGAUAUAUGUAUACACAGAUAUUAUAUAAAUAAAAAAAAAUAUAUUAGAUAUAUGUGCCGUCUCGCGCAAUGAGACGGAGAGAUACACAUACACGCGGACACUGCUGUAAAUGGUUGUAGUUAUUUAAAUAAUUAUUCUGUAUAUCGCGUAGUAUUUAAUACGAUUAUAAUUAUUUAUUAAAUCUAAGUAAUUUAUUAUUGCUUUGCAUUCCAAGAGAAUCGGAGAUCACGGGACUAUACGAUUAAAUAAGCGAAUGUCUUAAGCGUUAACGGUGCUUUUCUAACAGAAUCGCGUAAUAUAAUUUACACAACUGGCGAUUCAUGUAUAAAAAAAGCAAGAAGAGGCGGAAAGGGAAAAAGAAACAAUGAAUAUUGCGAGAUUCGGAUCGGAUAGAUCUCGUACGUAAAACGAAUGCAACGUACGAAUUAUUACUAUCUUCGAUCGACACAACAUAUUUAAGAGCUGUCGCGAAACUACCACUAUUUUGUACGCAGGGCACGUAUGUUCAUUAUUAGGGACACGUUCGUCAUUCGCACUUUCGAUCCUUAUUAUUAAAGCAUCAUUGACGUACAAAUCUUUUUAGAUACCUUUACAAAAAAAAAAAAGAUAUACGCGCUUGUCGUACUUUCGUGCAGCUCCUCGGGGCGGAACCGUGAACAUAAAAGUGCCUGAUUGGGAAUAAUUCAUCGGAGGAUAAAAGAAAGUUGCGUGUAUUCAUGCGAAGAAAGGGACGAAAGAGCCUUCGAUCGAAGAAAGAAAAAGAAAGAGAGAGAACGAAAGGUGUGAUUUAAAAAUACAGAUAUACAGGACGCACGAGCGUGUGUUAACCCGUGUUCACCAUAUGUGCUUACCGCUUUAGCGUAUAUAGCAAUGCCUUUACACUGUGAUCACGUUUACAAAGAAAAUAGUCUUAAAGCUAGAAGAUAGACGUAAAGGUAUGUAUCUUAUGGCAAACGAGAGUACGACAAGCACAGCCUUGAGUGUAAGACAGGCGUUUAGACACCCACGACAAACUAUUCACACCUACCUUAUUGUCUCCCCUCUCCCUUAGAUUUCCCUUUCCCUCACCUACUUUCCCACAAUUAAUUUAUACAUACGAAUAAAGAAUAUAUUUAAAUCGAUAAGAAUAAAAAAAUAUUGUUGAUGUUACUACGGUGUAAUGGGUACAAUCUAAAUACAUGAAUAUUAUGUAUAUAAGGAAUAGAACGAAGAAUUUUUAUCGUA
Monomorium pharaonis (pharaoh ant) is the source of this 5621-nucleotide messenger RNA. RefSeq names its product zinc finger protein ztf-16. The record is from RefSeq and is a predicted model, not a curated record. Bases 385 to 2043 code for a protein of 552 amino acids. The transcript has 6 exons. NCBI's taxonomy places the organism in Eukaryota, Metazoa, Arthropoda, Insecta, Hymenoptera, Formicidae. Gene Ontology annotation, biological process: regulation of transcription by RNA polymerase II. Gene Ontology annotation, molecular function: DNA-binding transcription factor activity; RNA polymerase II cis-regulatory region sequence-specific DNA binding.